AUGACUCCCGAAGAACAGUGAGUCCCUCGCUCUCUCGAGGAGACGAGCCUGAGAAGGCCGAAGACUUCAAGUUCCGUGCCGGCGAUCAUGCGAACUGAUCACCACCCACCCGGACACUUCCGUCGUCGUACAAUCUCCCGCACCGACAGAAAAACUUUCGAGAAGCGUGUCGUACGCAAGAUUGGUAAGCCCUACGAUCACAUGUAGUCCCCUUCGCAAGCGUCGCGAACGGAAGUCGACGCGACUCUGAAUGUUUCUCCGGCCUACGGCUUCGAAAAUCCCCUGUACUCUGACACGGCUUGUCCUUUUCUGCUCGCAUCACAGACAUGCGCAUUAUGCCUUUGAUCAUCUUGUCCUACCUCAUCAACUAUCUGGGUCAGUACCUUCUUCUCACCGUGUUGCGCCACCGCCACUCUUCCCGCUUUUCAUCGCCCCUAACUGACCUCUCCCACGAUUACCCUCUGCCAGAUCGAUCCAACUUGGGAAACGCACGCACCCUGAACAGCGACAAGCCUGGAGAGAGUCUCGUCGAAACGCUCAAACUGAGUGGUAUGCGCUACAACAUCGUCGUUGCCAUCUUCUACAUCACCUACGUCCUCUUCGAGUUCCCGUCGACUUUUUUGAUGAAGAAAUUUACGCCGUCGCGAUGGAUCAGGUCAGUUGGGAGGUUUUGACCGGUCAUUUCAGAGAACGGUGUACUAACACAUUUGCUGGGGAAUGUUUAGUCGUAUCAUGGUCACCUGGGGCAUCGUCACGAUCUGCUCGGCCGCGGUCAAGUCUUACACUGGUCUCAUCAUUGCUCGUUUGGCUCUCGGCGUCGCCGAGGCUGGCUUUUUCCCUUGCUGCCUUUACCUCUUCACUUUCUGGUGAGCACUAAGCAAAUACUGGACGAAACCCAAUGGUCAUCAGUAUCUGACGAAGGUCCUCAUUUUCUUUUAUUAGGUAUAAGGCCGAUGAACGAGCCACAAGGAUGGCCUGGUUCGCCGCCUCGGUCGCAGUCAGUGGUGCUUUCGGUGGUGUGAUCGCCACCGGGGUGAGCUACUUGUCGGGCAAAGGCAACCUCUUUGGAUGGCAAUGGCUCGUGAGUUGCGCGUUAUAUUCGGCCGCUUCUCCCACUCGACUUUAAUAUUGAGUCGGGCUUUCUCCCCUCUCCUUCGCGACGGAACAGUUCAUCCUCGAAGGCAUCCCCGCAGUUAUUGUCGGUGUCAUCGUCUGGUUCGCCCUCCCCGACUGGCCUGAAACAGCAACGUUUUUGAACGAGAAGGAGCGCGCGUUCGCCAUGGCCCGUCUCGGCGAUGGCGCCCCUCGCUCGACGGAUGCCCACUUCAACCGCGCCGACUUCUUCGCGACGAUCAAGUCGUGGCAGUUCUACGCUUUUGCGGUCGCUUACUUCUUCAUGGCAAACUCGCUCAAUGCUUUCGGCGUAAGCUCACCUACCAAGCACGCGAGAACGCGAGAACGAGACUGAUUUUUCUCUCGCAUUCGCAAUAGUACUUUGGCCCCACGAUCAUCAAAAACCUCGGCUACCAAGGUGCCAAAGCCCAGCUCAUGACCGUCCCUCCCAACAUCGUCGCCUUCUUCGUGAUCCUCGCGAACGCAAUGCACUCUGACCGAACCCGUGAACGACCCAAGCAUAUCAUCGCCGGUCUCCUCUUCGUCGGAUUGGGUUACAUCCUCCUCGCGACUGUCAAGACGACAGGUGUGCGAUUCUUCGCCGUAUGCUGCAUCGCCUCGACCAACGCGGCUGUGAUGCCUUUCGUAGCAUGGCGUGCAUCGACGGUUCAAGGCGCUACUUCGACGGCAAUUGCUACGGCCUUCACCGUGGCUUUCUCCAACUCGGCAGGUGCAGUCGCUCCUUUCUUGUUCAUCGCCAAGGACGGACCCGACUACACCAAGGGCAAUUGGACGUGUUUCGCCAUGCUCGGUGCCGCAGCUGUCAUCGUGAUGGGUUUGUGGUACUCUUACGGCGCUUCGGCGCAGUAUCAGACCCACGCCAAGAUCGACGAUGACAAGGAGGAUGUGACGGAUGAGGAGGCUGAAGUUGGGCAGGUUCGGACGGUCGCUAACGAUCCGAAGACGAGUACGGGAACAGAUGAGGAACAGGAUUUGGAGAAGUAG
Molecule: messenger RNA, 2118 nt
Organism: Microbotryum saponariae
Lineage: Eukaryota; Fungi; Basidiomycota; Microbotryomycetes; Microbotryales; Microbotryaceae
Source: the annotation of a GenBank genome assembly